CACCUCUUUUUUGUUGAUAAAACCUUUACUCACCGCAUAGUACAAGUUGUUUGCCUUUCCUAUCCUUUCAAAAAUUUCUAUUUCAUUUCUUCCGUUGGGUUCCAAUACAGAUCCCAGAUAUUUAAAGAAGUGCACCUGUUGUAAUUUUACAUUAUCUAUUCUUACGUCCAUAUUGAGUUUUGAAACGGCCAUAACUUUAGUUUUAAGUUUAUUUAGUUUCAUAGCAUUAUCCUCAAGUACUUUAUUCCAAAUGUUCAAAUUUUCCUGUAGACUCCCAACACUACCACAACUUCGUGUAUCCAACAAAAAUUGUUUUUGUUCUUUGCCUGCAUUGUCUUAUCAGACCAUUCAUAAAUAUUGGGGGGAACGCCACACGGACUCUGGCGAGGGAACACGUGUGCAUGCAACAUGCACACAUUCUGGCUCCGCCUACGAGAUCCGCCGGGUGGUACCUCCGCGUUCGACAGUCAGAGACCGUAUACCACCUACGGACAAUCACAACAUCCAUAGCCAAGAGAAAAAUUUCUCCUGGGACGGGACUCGAACCCGCACAGCACACGGCGACCGAUCAGGAGACCGAAGAGUCUACUACUGCGGCCACCGCUGCUGCCUAAACUUGAGAAUAAAAUCAAUUUUGAGGCUAUGCGACAGUGAAUAGAAAAAAUAUUGA
Molecule: messenger RNA, 670 nt
Organism: Acanthoscelides obtectus
Lineage: Eukaryota; Metazoa; Arthropoda; Insecta; Coleoptera; Chrysomelidae
Source: the annotation of a GenBank genome assembly